AUGCCACAAAGUCACGCGCCGAAACGUAAGGCAGUGGAGAGUCCACAACACAUACGCAAGAAGCCUCGCGUAGAUGGACCUGCGACGGAAUUCAGGACUGUUAGUGCAUCGGUCGUCCUUUCACUUCCGCCGGUGUUUGCGGCGAGGUAUCGGGAGGGAGCAGAGGAGAUGUUGGAUUCGAUGGUCAUGAGGUAUCAGCCGGCAUUGGGAGGGGUAGUGCUUGCACAUCAAAACCUUCGAUUCUUGUCCUCCGCCGGUCGAAUAAAGUCGGACAAUCCAUUUGCUGUCGUCAAUGUUGGCUUUGAUGCCACGGUUUGGAGACCUGAAAUUGGGAUGCGAUUGACGGGUAACGUGAGCUUAAGCUCUCCGGACCACGUCUCGCUACUCGUACAUCGCACUUUCAACGUCUCAAUACCGCGCCAUCACAUACCUACGGAAAACUGGGAGUUCGAGUAUGGUCCUGCGGAGAAUGACCCGGAGUACGGCACGAAGCCUGAAGGCGAGGCUCCAGUCGAGGGUCAGGAAGGCGAAGAGCCCGCAGACCGAGGGCAGUGGAUACACAGCGUCACUGCUGAACCUCUCGGCGGUCGUAAGGGGCGACUUGAAUUCACAGUGGUCGGAUUGACGAUUGCCAACAACAUGCUCUCAUUGGUUGGAUCCUUACAGCCCGAUCCAUUCUCCCCGCGUCACGUUCCUCAACCCGCAGCACUGUCCACAGCGCCAGUGGCCGUCUCGGAUGACGAAGAUGAUGAACCAGACGAGGCCGAGGAGAAGGCAGAAAGCGGUAGCGAUGAUGAGGACGAUGAGGCGGCGGCUGUGGCUGCAGCAGCGAGAGCCGAAGCAGAACGCAAAGAGGCGAAACGCAGGAGAAAAGAAGAGAAGGCGAAAGAGCGGGAAGAGGAAGAGGCGAAGACGGCGAAGACUACCAAGCGUAAGAAGACCACUUGA
Messenger RNA from Peniophora sp. CBMAI 1063, 948 nucleotides. NCBI's taxonomy places the organism in Eukaryota, Fungi, Basidiomycota, Agaricomycetes, Russulales, Peniophoraceae. The record is from the annotation of a GenBank genome assembly.